AUGCCUAAGUAGUAAAAGACCCCUAUCUGGCGGAUUUUAUAAUGAGCUUCCAAAAUCUAUGACGUCACUUUGUUCAGCUAACACUCUUGGCGGAAUUUAUAGUAUUUAUAAUGAGCUUGCAAAAUCUAUAACGCCAGGUAGCGCGACCAGUUAACGCGGGCAAGCCUGGGCCAAAUGUGACAGGUAACGCAACCAAAUGUCCGAAACAGUCAUUAAGAAGAGCUCGGAAUUUUCAGUACCAUCUGUGGCAAGCGAGCUUUAAAAAGACUGGCAAACCAUUUGGCAGACGUCCAUGAACUUUCGUCCCAAGAAAGACAACCUUAUCUUAUUCGUGCUAAGCCAACAGCUUUAGACUUAGAAAAUGUUUUAGCAGAGUUGUACAGAUUAAUUGGGAACAGUAAACAGCAGUCAAAGUGGAAUAAAAGCGGGAUAAAGAAUAUACCCAUCCGUCAACCAAAAUCCUCCAGGAGGAGAACAAAAUCAAAUACAAAAUCUGCAAAGAACGUGAAUAAUACAGAAUUCUAUCCCAUAAGUCGUAACCUACGGACUGACAUGAAGAACGAACGCAGGCUCACCGGGAGUGACAUCACAUCAUUGAACAAGGAUCAACCGUUGGGAGUAGACGUCGAUUUUCGAGUUCCAGUUCAAGUGUUGGUUUUCGACGAGAGUUAG
Paramuricea clavata is the source of this 672-nucleotide messenger RNA. NCBI's taxonomy places the organism in Eukaryota, Metazoa, Cnidaria, Anthozoa, Malacalcyonacea, Plexauridae. The record is from the annotation of a GenBank genome assembly.